AUGGGUGGAUUACAAUACCCACGGAUCGGAUCGAAUGUGUCGGAUUUGCGCACAACCACACCACAGGACCACCUGGCCAAUGGGAACGGUGUCUUCGCAAGCAGUCAGUCUGCGGCCAAUGAGAUUCAGGGUGCAGAGAUUAACAAGCGCACAGCGGAACCCUGUGCAAAUGGCGUCUCCAUAAUUUCCGGUCUCCGUUCGGCCAAAACUGGCGAGACCAUGUGGAGUACUACCGACGAGAUGCUCGUGAUUACGAUGACUACUGUAAAGUCCUCGUCGGCGGUUGAUUAUGUGAGCCUUUUUAUACCAGAUGAGGUAAUCUCGCUGGGCGGUGGGCUAGACGAACCGACAGUUCGCCUUACCAAAGGCGAAACCUCCCCAGAGCGCGUCCACGAGGGUGGCACACUCGAGUCGAUGUGUUAUCUGGAGGAUGAAAGAGAUGAGGAAAAUUAUCAAUUCACCUGGAUUAUGCGCAAGGCUGGAGAAGAUAAGGUCAUCUCCGAGGGCAAAAAUCUCUACCUACCCAAUGUAAACGCCGACACGUUCAGAGAUCCCAUCUUCUGCAUCGUUGAGCGUUUGGACGACGGCGAGGUCUUUGAGAAACAGAUCGCUGUUGAAUAUUAUGGUCCAACACAGACACGAAAUUUGGAGAUUCGACCUAUGCCGUCGGAGGACAUGGCAAGCGGUCGCGUGGUACGCAAAUGCGAAGUGGUGCCAACUCCACCGCCUAACGAAAUCUGGGAAUACACCUGGUCGGAUCCCAGUGGACGCAUUGUCUCCGCCGGCGAUAUCCUCUCCAUCACGGUUACAGGAGAACAGCCCUCGGUGACGUAUACUUGCAGGGCUAAAAACCUGCGCACCAACGACUAUCUGCUCGGCCACUUUACCGUCCACGCCAGAAAUGUUCCAGGCUCAAUAAGCUACAGCACGCUAAUUGAACCGAUUUCACGAGCGCUGGAGUUCGGUCGACCCUAUGAGGCCCGAUGCAAAGUUCAACCACCCCCUCCAGAACCGGUAGCAUACACAUGGUACUUCAGGAACCGCGUAGUGAGUGAAUCCGAUCACCUCUACCUUCCUGACUUCAACCGUGAUACUGCGGGUGAGUACAUCUGCACAGCACGACCUGCUUACAAUGGACGUGGACGCACCUAUGCCAAUGCCACUCUCACCGUUCGCCUCAAGGCCUCCAGUGAGCCUCGUACUGAACUCCGUAGACCUCCAGGUUCAACUCUAAUCACCAACGUUGGUGAGAGACGUGAGCUUCAUUGUGAGAUUCCCAUGAAUGACCGUAAUGCCAUCAGAUGGUAUCUUAAUGGAACUAUCAUUGAUGCGAAUUCCCCUGCUAACCGAACCGGACACCUCCAACGCAUCGACUACAGCCGUGUCAGCAUCAUGUCCAUCGACGGUAUUGAGGAGAACCACGAGGGCCAGUGGGAGUGCAGGACCGAUACUGAGAGGAAAGUUGUGGAUGUUAUUGUUGUUUCCGAAUACGAUCUGGAGGUAAAUCCACCGCUGUACGUACUGAAUGAAGGAGAGAAAAUGGAAAUCCACUGCAGUGCUCAGGGAGCUCACGAGAUCAGUAAUACAGACCUGGAGUGGUUCUUCCGACCUGUGGGAUCUAGUAGUCUGCAGCCGCUUGAUUUCGGACCUGGAGGUUUUGUUCGAACAGAUGAUCCACGCGCUAGGUAUACCAGUGUCAUCACCAAGUACCACGUCACUGCUCUUGAUGAGGGCGAGUAUGUCUGUCGCGAACCUCGUGGACAGACUGGUUUCAGCAGUCUUCAAAUUCGUAAGCACAUUCGUUUUUCUCCCUUCUUUUCUGCUGUCCAAAUAAAUGAGCAUUUAUCACCACUUUCGGUGCCAUCCACUGCAGACAUAUGCCGACCCAUGCCUCACACUCUACACAUCACACCGGGUGUCAUCAAAGUAAGACCUGGGCAGGAUGUGAAAUUCCUCUGCUACUCUAUGCAACUGGACCGUCGAACUCGUGGACCACGUCCAAAGUUGCGAGCCUAUGAUAGCCGUCUUCCACUUCGCAUUACUGAAACUGCUGAUGACGCCGUCAGCGGUAGUGUCAUUCGAAUUGAUCCUUCCUUCAACGGAACUGUCGUUGAGUGCUACUCCGACAUGCCCAACAUAGAACCGGUGAGAGCUACAAUUCAAGUUGAAGAUGUCUGUCCACCCGGUUAUCGCCGUUGUCGCAAUGGUGAAUGCCUCGAGGCCGGACGUUUCUGUGACGGAAAUCGUGACUGUGCUGAUGGUAGUGAUGAGGAUCAGUCCCUUUGCUCCAUUUGUGAUCCAAUCGUAAUGAAAUGCGAGACGUAUCGUGGUCAACCGCCCCGCAAGUCCUCCUAUAUGGUUCAUUGGCAGUGCGAUGGAGAAGACGACUGUGGUAACGGCUAUGAUGAGGCUAACUGUCAAGACCCGUCAAUUAAUUUCUGCGUGAAGCAGCAGUACACCUGUCCAUCCUCCGGUCUCCAAAUUCCUCGUGCCUUCAUGUGUGACUCCGAUCCUGAUUGUGACCGCAAUGAGGAUGAAGAACAAUGCAGAGAACCACAAAUUCUCGACACUCCAAGAGGUCAGUAUGCUCACCGUCGUGGUGAUACGGUGACCUUGACCUGCGAGGUAGCCGGUCGUCCCAAUCCACGUGUCAUUUGGCGUUUCAACUGGGGCUGCCUGCCUGACGAUGGCCGCCGAAUGACCGUACGCAAUUUUGCGGAAAAUUGUGGAACCCCCAACGAGAAGACCAUCUCCACACUAACAAUUAGCAACUUCAUGCCAGGCGACGAUGGUAUAUACAACUGCGAGGGUCUCAACGGCCUCAAACGCGCGAUGUCACGAGACUACACUGUCAUUCUCACUGACUAA
This is a messenger RNA of Hydatigera taeniaeformis, 2868 nucleotides long. NCBI's taxonomy places the organism in Eukaryota, Metazoa, Platyhelminthes, Cestoda, Cyclophyllidea, Taeniidae. The record is from the annotation of a GenBank genome assembly.